GCAGUUCGAGCGUUUUUCUAGAAGAAGCUAAGAUGGCGGCAGUCAUGGAAGAUCAUGGCGUGGAAGAAAAUUCGGAAAUAUUAGACGGUAACGAAGCAGAAGAUGCCGAAGAUGAAGCCACGUGUAAAGAAGUAAUGGGUAAAAAGAAAAAGAAGAAGAAGAAAAAAAAGAAAGCACCAGGACCACAUGAAGAUGAAAGUGAAAUUGAUACAGGUGAAAUGACAAACCAAUUACAGCAACAGAAAUUGGAUGAUAAAAAAGAAGACAAAGGAGAUGGAGUUACUUGGAAUGUAAGAGGACUUUUACAGACUGGAAAGCUCUGCAUAGUAGAAAGAGAGCUUAAUCAAGAGAAUAUACUGAUUUGUGGCAUCUUCGAAACACAUUGGAGAGAGAGUGGUCAUUUUGAUACAAUUGAUCACACAAUAUAUGUUUCAGGUAAACUACUGGAUUACUUUGGAAUAAUAGAUUGGGUUUUGAGAUAUUUAUAUAUGUACAGUACAAUGCAAAGAUUUACAUUAACACCAGGACCACAUGAAGAUGAAAGUGAAAUUGAUACAGGUGAAAUGACAAACCAAUUACAACAACAGAAAUUGGAUGAUAAAAAAGAAGACAAAGGAGAUGGAGUUGAUGAUGAAGAUAAAGUUGAGUCAACUGAAAAUGUUGGCCGAAAGAAGAAGAAGAAGAAAGGAAAAGGAACUGGUCCAAAGCAGCAGACAAAUCCACCAACUAUCCCUGUUUGUGAUUUGUUUCCAGAUGGCAAUUUUCCAGUUGGAGAAGAAAUGAGUUACAAUGCUUUAAUAGAUGGAAAAAUGGCCAAACAGAGAUACACAGAUGAAGAAAAGCGUGCUUUGGAAAGGAUGCAAAGUGAUAUCUAUAAGGAAAUUCGGCAAGCUGCUGAAGCUCACAGACAGACUAGACAGUACAUUGCAAAGUAUAUCAAAACAGGAAUGACUAUGAUUGAAAUUUGUGAAGAGUUAGAAAAAACAGCAAGAAAGUUAAUUGGGGAAAAUGGUUUGCAGGCAGGAUUAGCAUUUCCUACUGGCUGUUCAUUAAAUAACUGUGCUGCUCAUUAUACACCAAAUGCAGGUGAUACUACAGUACUUCAAUAUGAUGAUGUUUGUAAAAUUGAUUUUGGAACGCAUAUAAAUGGUCGUAUUAUAGACUGUGCCUUUACUCUGGCAUACAAUCCAAAGUAUGAUAAGUUAUUAGAAGCUGUCCGUGAAGCAACUAAUACUGGCAUAAAGGAAGCAGGAAUUGAUGUUAGACUUUGUGAUAUUGGAGAGGCAAUUCAAGAAGUUAUGGAAUCAUAUGAAGUAGAAAUUGAUGGAAAGGUAUAUCAAGGUUAUGCCGAAGGUGAAUUUUAUGCUAUUGAAACAUUUGGAAGUACAGGUAAAGGCUAUGUUCAUGAUGAUAUGGAAGUAUCUCACUAUAUGAAAAACUUUGAUGCUGGUCACAUACCAUUAAGGUUGGCUAGAUCUAAACAGUUGUUAAAUGUGAUUAAUCAACAUUUCGGAACAUUAGCCUUCUGUCGGAGAUGGUUGGAUAGACUUGGACAAACCAAAUACUUAAUGGCUUUGAAAGAUCUUUGUGACAAAGGUAUUGUUGACUCUUAUCCUCCACUCAGUGAUAUUAAAGGCUCCUACACAGCACAAUUUGAACAUACCAUACUCUUGCGUCCUACUUGCAAAGAGGUUGUAAGCAGAGGAGAAGAUUAUUAAUUAGGUAGCCUUUUAUCUAUUAUAAUUAAUUGCAAUUAAGAAUUUGCUUUGCUUCCAUCACAGUGAUAUUUGUUAAAAAUGAUUAUUUUCAUGCUUUAUAUUUUGCUUUGCUAUUAAUUUCUGUUUAUCUUUUUUAAAAGAUAAGAGAAUAUACUUGUCUUUUUUAUUUUGCAAUAAGUUCUUAAAUAAAUGAGAGAAAUAAAAAAAUAAUAAUUAUAUAUACAUUAUAUUCUGUAUAAGAUUAAAAUUUUAUCAAAAUUGUUUUAUUAAAUAUAAAAUGUUUGCUCAUAUUUGUAACGAAUGAACUGAAUUCCAACUAUUGUGUGUCCAGAAUUGUAGUUUGCUUAAAAUUAUGCAUUUCAAUUGUAGUAAUUAAAUCAAUUAGAUAAGUGAUUGCUUAAAUGAUAAGCAGAUAUGCUAGUUGCAGAAUUCUUAAAAUCAGUUUUUUUUUUUUUCUUGAGAAAAAUAUUAGAAUAAACUGAACUCUCCAAGAGCAUAAGUUUAAAAUUCUGGACAUUAGAUAGUUUGAAAUAAAAAAAUUAAAAAGAUGGCCAAUUUGAUUGUAAUUAAUUAUGAUUGAACUGAUUACGUGAAGUGCCACUUUUUUAAUUAAAUUAUGGAUGUGCCGUUAAGAUGAUGACGAUUCUUACCGGUCUCAUAUUUUGGAUGCAAAUGUACAAUAAUUGCUUUUCAAUUGUCAAAAUAUCUGUUUGUUCAUAUUUGGCAGAUUUAUUUGCCAAAAUUUGCGCCAUUUGUUUGGGACUGGUUAAUAAAAUUGUUCAAUAAAAAA
Centruroides sculpturatus (bark scorpion) is the source of this 2508-nucleotide messenger RNA. RefSeq names its product methionine aminopeptidase 2-like (gene und). Gene Ontology annotation, molecular function: metalloaminopeptidase activity. Bases 33 to 1718 code for a protein of 561 amino acids. Gene Ontology annotation, biological process: proteolysis. The transcript is spliced from 15 exons. Lineage: Eukaryota; Metazoa; Arthropoda; Arachnida; Scorpiones; Buthidae. The record is from RefSeq and is a predicted model, not a curated record.